Arabis nemorensis is the source of this 1143-nucleotide messenger RNA. The record is from the annotation of a GenBank genome assembly. Lineage: Eukaryota; Viridiplantae; Streptophyta; Magnoliopsida; Brassicales; Brassicaceae.
AUGUCCAUCAAGAAACUGUUGAUGAUCUCUUUCUCUCUAACAUCUCUUCUCUACUCCUUCCUAUACUUCAUCCUCACGACCACAACUCUCUUUACUUCUUCAAAAAUCCCCAUUUUACCCCUCGAAUCAAACCAAAACCACAACUCUACCCUCCCCUGUUUCGCCUACCUAAUCUCCGCUUCCAAAGGCGACGUCGGAAAACUCAAACGCCUCCUCCGAUCUCUUUACCACCGUAGAAACCACUAUUUGAUCCAUCUAGACCUCGAAGCGCCGGAGGAAGAGCAUUUGGAGAUGGCUAGGUUCGUCGCCGGAGAACCUCUGUUUCAGACGGAGGGUAAUGUAAUGAUGGUCGGAAAACCGAAUCUUGUCACUUAUAGAGGACCUACGAUGCUUGCUACGACGCUUCACGCAAUGGCUUUGCUCUUGAGAUGUUGUCGGUGGGAUUGGUUUAUUAAUCUUAGUGCUUCUGAUUAUCCUCUCGUUACACAAGACGAUCUGAUCUAUGCUUUUUCUGAGUUGCCUAGAGAUCUCAACUUCAUACAGCACACAAGCCGGUUGGGUUGGAAAUUGAACAAAAGAGGGAAACCAAUAAUUAUAGAUCCAGGGCUUUACAGCCUUAACAAGUCAGAGAUUUGGUGGGUUAUUAAACAGAGAAGCCUCCCUACUUCUUUCAAGCUCUUCACAGGUUCUGCUUGGACGAUCCUUUCAAGACCCUUUUCUGAAUAUUGCAUAAUAGGUUAUGACAACCUACCAAGGACACUUCUUCUCUACUACACUAACUUUGUUUCAUCUCCGGAAGGCUAUUUUCAGACACUCAUAUGCAACUCGGAUGAGUUCAGGAACACGACCGUGAACCACGACCUCCACUACAUCAUGUGGGACAACCCGCCAAAGCAGCAUCCUAAGACUCUAGGGGCAAGGGAUUACAGAAAGAUGGUAAUGAGUAACCGACCGUUCGCAAGGAAGUUCAAGAGCAAUGACCCGGUUCUCAAAAGGAUAGACCGAGAACUUCUGAGAAACAAACGGAAGCGUAAUUCGAAAUCGAAACCCGAACCUGGUCCUGGUCCGGGGGCUAGGAGAUUGAAGAGUUUGCUAAUGAGGCUUAUGUUAAGAAGAAACUUUGUCAAGAGACAAUGUAGAUAG